CCUGAAUCUGAAGGGACAGAGAUGGGCAGCCACAGUGACUAGCAGGCAGCCCAAGGCUUGGGGAGCUGCUGGGACAGCCUCAUGGCGGCCUCCCAACUGGCAGCGCUGGAGGAAGUGGAGGUGGAUGCUCAGGAGCUGCCCCUGGCGCUGGCCAAGCCCUGCUGCCUCUACUCUGAGGGCCAGCGGCUGGCACUGGAGGCCCUGCUGAGCCAGGGCACUGAGGCCUUCCAGGCCUGUGUGCUGCGGGAGGGGCUGUGCCCCUUCCUGAGCGGGACUGAGCUCCGGGACCUGGCUGGGGCCGCGGAGGACUGGACUGCAGCCAGGCAGGCGCCCGACGGGGCUGCAGAGGGAGCUGGCAUCCAGGCCACCGACGAUGAGGGGGACCUGGGUAGCCUGACCUAUUGGCCCGGCGAGUCAGAGGAACCGGUCCCCACUCUGCGGCUGGGCUGGCCAGAGGACGGAGCCUGGAAGGGGAUCACCCGGGCGCAGUUGUACACGCAGCCGCCUGGCGAGGGCCAUCCGCCCCUCAAGGAGCUAGUGCGCCAAGAGAUCCAGGCAGCACACAAGCUGGUGGCCGUAGCCAUGGACGUCUUCACGGACCCAGACCUGCUCUCGGACCUGGCCGACGCCGCCACGCGCCGCUGGGUGCCCGUCUACCUGCUCCUGGACGGCCAGCAGCUGCCCGCCUUCCUGGCUCUGGCCCAGCAGCUGGGCGUCAACCCCUGGGCCACUGAGAACCUGGACAUUCGCGUGGUGCAGGGCUGCAGCUUCCGGAGCCGCUGGCGCCGGCAGGUGUGCGGGGGCCUCCGGGAGAAGUUCCUGCUGCUGGACGACGAGCGGGUCCUCUCAGGGUCCUACAGCUUCACCUGGAGCGACUCGCGCUUGCACCGAGGCCUGCUCACCCUGCUUACCGGGGAGAUCGUCGACGCCUUCGGCCGCGAAUUCCGGACGCUGUACGCCGCCUCCCGGCCGCUCCCGCCCGCAGCCGCGCCCGCGCCCAGUCCGCACCGCGUGUGCCGCCGCCGCUGCGUGGUGCCCGGCUCGCCGCCGCCCACCGGAGCGCCGGCCACGCCCACCGCGCUGAUCCCGCCCAUCGCAUUGGCUUCCGCGGGAGCUCCGGCCACGCCCACCGCUCUGAUCACGCCCACCGCGCUGAUCCAGCCCACCGCAUUGGCUUCCGCGGGAGCGCCGGCCACGCCCACCGCGCUGAUCCAGCCCACCGCAUUGGCUCCCGCGGGAGCGCUGGCCACGCCCACAGGUCCGGCCCCGCCCACUCCGCUGGCCCGCCGCCUGGCCGCCUGCCGCCUGGAGCGCCCGGAGGCCCCGGCGCCCGCGCUCAGCGACAUCCUGCGCAGCGCCCAGCGCGCACGCGCGCCCAGCGGCGCCCCGGCCAGGCCCAGCCGCUCCCUGUGGGACCUCAGCCGCCUGUCCCAGCUGUCCGACUCCAGCGAAGGGGACAGUGAGCUCAAGAAGUCCUGGGGUUCCAAAGAUACCCCCGCCAAGGCCCUGAUGAGGCAGCGGGGCACUGGAGGGGGCGCCUGGGGCGAGGUGGACCCCCGCCCGUCAGCCUGGGCCCAGCCCUGGGGCAGCCCACUGCCCCUCCUUUCCAGCCGCUUGGGACAGCGCCCCCUAGGCCCCCGGAGGAGGUUCCCCAAGGACAGCACCUCCAAAUUCCAGGAUCCUAGGGGCACCUGGCAGGUCAACUGGGUAGGCCGCACAGGACUUGGGGGGCGGCCCUGACAGAGCCAGAGCCAGACUGGAGUGGCCUUUUCGAGCAGACUUGAAUGUGGGGUCCCCAUUUCCCCCACUGCUGUGACUCAGGUAAAACCUCCAGCUUCUGUGGCUGGGCAGCCUGAUGUGUUCCAGAAGUCAAGCAAACCCAGGCACCUGGGAAAGCCCCACGAAUGGAGCAGUGCUGUGGUGACUGUCUCUUACUGUCUUUGUGUAUCUGAUAAAUAUAUCUGAUAAAAGAA
Messenger RNA from Erinaceus europaeus (western European hedgehog), 1973 nucleotides. It is a transcript of the gene SACK1E, whose product is annotated as family with sequence similarity 83 member E. The coding region runs from base 82 to 1740 and encodes 552 amino acids. The record is from RefSeq and is a predicted model, not a curated record. The transcript has 5 exons. NCBI's taxonomy places the organism in Eukaryota, Metazoa, Chordata, Mammalia, Eulipotyphla, Erinaceidae.